AUGGCAAUCAUGGGCCACCUGAUCCAGCAGCAGGUGGAUGCUGCACUCUGCACCAUCAUCGAUAUCCUGGAUGAGGACAUAGAUGGUGAAUAUACCCUUGCGGGCGCCGACAGGGGUGAGGCCGAGAUGCCUGCGCUGCUGGCGCUGGUCAUCGAAGCAAUGAAGACCCAUCCGUCUGCACCGGAGGUCCAAGGACGAGGCGCGUCAUGCGUGAGUUUGCUGGUGCCCUACGUACCGCCCGUCUCGUUGAACGCGAUGGCUCCUGGUGCCAUCGCCGCAGUAUUGAACGGCUCGCGCCGAUAUCCUCGAAGGAUGGACGUCAUGGGCGGAUCGGCAGCAGCUUUGCGUGCUUUCUGUGAAUUGUGCAGGCGGAUGCCGCCGGGACCUCUCGGCAAGGCAAUUGUGGAAAGCCUUCGACAUGAGGGCGCCGUCGAUUGCGUUGAGCAGGUGUUUUGCGUCUUCUCACACUAUGAGGAUUCGACCGAGAUGUUAGAGGAUGCUGCUGCAGUGCAUGCCCAGCUGUCAGGAGUGCAGGCACUCCUAACUCGCCUGGAGACGGAACCUGCCACAUCCUUGCUGCGGGUUGCAGGGCUCAAGGCACUCUUUGAGGAGGGCCGCCUCGAUCCUGAGUUCUUCAGUGCCCAUGCAGCCGCCUCUGCCAUGGAGGCCUGUGAACGUAUGGUGCGGGAGGCAAACGAGUACAACGAGACAGGGAAGGAUGCGGCAGACCCGCCGAUUGACACCACCAGACUGCACGAGGUGGCAUCCUUGCUCUCUGGCCUCUGUCGAGGGCGCUUGCACUGCAUGUGCUGA
Molecule: messenger RNA, 813 nt
Organism: Cladocopium goreaui
Lineage: Eukaryota; Dinophyceae; Suessiales; Symbiodiniaceae
Source: the annotation of a GenBank genome assembly